Messenger RNA from Syngnathus typhle (broad-nosed pipefish), 2995 nucleotides. It is a transcript of the gene exoc2, whose product is annotated as exocyst complex component 2. The record is from RefSeq and is a predicted model, not a curated record. Lineage: Eukaryota; Metazoa; Chordata; Actinopteri; Syngnathiformes; Syngnathidae. Bases 100 to 2883 code for a protein of 927 amino acids. The transcript has 28 exons. Gene Ontology annotation, cellular component: exocyst. Gene Ontology annotation, biological process: Golgi to plasma membrane transport; exocytosis.
ACGGAUACCGGAAGUGAACCCGUGCUACAGGAAACGGUCGCGACAGAUCGGCAGCGACUCUCAGUUUGGAUCCGCCUGGCGCACUUGGCCAAGAGCAGCAUGUCCCGUGUCCGUCCGCCCCCGCUCGUCACGGGCAUCUCGCCCAAGGAGGGUCCGGCCUGGACCAAAGUUACCAUCCGUGGAGAAAACCUGGGCACGGGCUCAGCUGAUCUCAUCGGUCUGUCCAUAUGUGGACAUAACUGCCUGCUGACGGCGGAGUGGAUGUCAGCCAGCAAGAUAGUGUGCCGCGUGGGCCCGGCAAAAGAUGACAAGGGCGAAAUCAUCGUCACCACCAAGUCUGGAGGCCUCGGGACGUCCACCGUGUCGUUCAAACUGCUCAAACCGGAGAGGAUCGGUAUUCUGGAUCAGUCGGCCGUGUGGGUGGAUGAACUCAACUACUACGACAUGAGGACGGACCGCAACAAAGGCAUCUCCCCUCUAUCCCUCCGACCCAACAAUCCACUGGGCAUCGACAUCGACAAAGGAAAGUUCCCCCUGAAAGACCUUGAGAUGACAUUUCCUGGGAUGAGUGGUGACUUCACCAGUGAGAACUUCUCUGCGACCUGGUAUCUUAUCGAAAACCACGCAGGCUCGAGUUUUGAACAUUUGAAGAUGGCUGCCAGCAAUCUGAAGAAGCAAGCCAACAAGAAGAACGAGGGGAGUCUGGCCUACGUUAAAGGAGGACUCAGUACCUUCUUUGAGGCUCAGGACGCACUGGCAGCUAUCCACCAGAGGCAGGAUUCUGAUGGUACUGAACGAGUGGAGGGAUCAAUGACCCACCGGCUGGAAGUCAUCCUCAACAGUGCAAGUGAAACGGCGGACACGCUUUUCCAGGAGGUUUUGGGGCGGAAAGACAAAGCGGACUCCACGCGCAAUGCACUCAACGUCCUGCAGCGUUUCAAGUUUCUUUUUAACCUGCCGCUUAAUAUCGAGCGCAACAUCCAAAAGGGAGACUACGACGUGGUAAUAAAUGACUACGAGAAAGCCAAAUCUCUCUUUGGCAAUACAGAAGUCGCGGUUUUUAAAAAGGUGUAUGCGGAGGUCGAGAUGAGGAUCAGGGCACUCAGGAGCCUGCUUCUGGAAAAACUGCUUCAGACUCCCUCAACGCUACAUGAUCAGAAGAGAUACAUCAGGUACCUAUCUGACCUGCACGCUCCAGGUGACCCAGCGUGGCAGUGCAUCUACGCUCAGCACAAAUGGAUCCUGCAGCUCAUGCAAGACUGCAGGGACGAGUUUAUCGGAGGUCAGCGAGUCUGUGCCGGAGUUCUGGAUCUGAAUGGGGAUAGUCGUCCGUCUGCUCUCGGCAGGCUGGGCCACGCAUCGUCAUUGAAGAGAGGCGCUAGCCUGCAGAUGACACGACCGAGCAAUUGGCGCUUUGAAAGCCCUCAGCAGGUGCAGUUUGUGGAAAAGCUUUCGGAUGCGAUGAUCGGCCAGCUGCCCAACUUCUGGAAGCUUUGGAUCUCUUACGUCAAUGGCAGUCUUUUUAGUGAGACUGGAGAGAAAUCCGGACAAGUGGAAAAAUCCAAGAAGAAUGCGCGACAGAGGCAAAAUGACUUUAAAAAAAUGAUUGAGGAGGUGACCAAUCGCUUGGUGAAGCUCGUCCGCGGGGCCCUCCUUCCCACGACGCUGCCGCCAGCGGAGCAGAGUCUUUAUGGAGGUUGGGAGAACAAGACAGAACUUCCUGGGAUCUGGCUCACGCAAAUCAUUCACACUGUCAGGGGUUGUUACGAAGCUUUGUCCGCUCUGGAGAUCCCAAAUGACCUGCUCCAGGUGAUCCAGGAUCUGCUGCUGGACUUGCGCGUUCACUGCCUCAUGGUGACACUGCUGCACACCGCAGAUGAUGUCAGGAACCUCGCCGAGAAGGAAGACUGGCUGGUAGAUAACGAAGGCCUGACUAAGCUGCCUUCUCAGUUUGAGCAGUGUGUGGUCCACAUGCUGCAGUCACUCAAAGAGCCUCUGGAGAUCAAGCCAGGAGAGAUCAACAUACUCCAGCUGGACCAAGUUCAAGACCAAGCCACAGACCUCUGUGUGAGCAUCAUGAAGGUUUUCAUCAGCUGCCUGGAACAGCUCAGCAAAAACACAGAUGGAGAAGUGCCAACAUCUCACGUUGCCAUGGAUCUGUCCUCUCCAGAUCGCUUUCACAACACGCAGGAGUGCCCCAGUCCAACAUCUGAACAACGCUUGCUGAUCAUCCUCAGUAACUGCCACUACCUGGAGAGACACACCUUCCUCAACCUGGCCGAUCACUUUGACAAGCACUGCUUGACGGGCUCGGACAAGAUCACACGGGUGAGCGUGGCAGCUGUUCGGGAACUGGACGAAAAACUCUUUGAGGCUUACGUGGAGAGGAGAGCCGACCCCAUUGCAGGCUCCCUGGAGCCGGGUAUCUACGCCGGCUACUUUGACUGGAGAGACUGCCCCACUCCCACAGUGUGUCCUUCUUCUUCAGGAGUGAGAAGCUACUUAAAAGAAGCGCUGGUCAACAUCAUCGCCGUUCAUGCUGAGGUCUUUACCAUCUCCAAGGACUUGGUCGCUUGUGUCUUGUCCAAAAUCCUUGCAACGGUUGCGGACGAGAUGUGUCGCCUUAUGCAGUGCGUGUCAAACUUCAGCAAAAACGGCGCCCUGCAGGCUCGACUUGAACUUUGCGCCCUGAGAGAGGCCGUCGCCACGUACCUGAAUGCCGAGAGCAAUGGCAGCUUCCACAUGGCUUUGGAGGCCCUUCCUCCGUUAUAUAGCGCAUCAGAUAAAAAGUUGCUGGAAGAACUCUUGAAUAUGUUUAAGAGCAGCAUGCGCCUGCAGCUCACCUGCUUUCAGCCCGCCUACGUCCAGCCUGUCAAGAGAUAAACUCCAGCCGUUCUUGUGCACGACCGCAACUUGUGUGUCACUUUCAUUUUCCACAUCAAAAACAAACUGGAGCCCAAAUGUUCAAAUAAAGUUUUGCUCCAAAAGCCAAAAA